Messenger RNA from Striga hermonthica, 3312 nucleotides. Lineage: Eukaryota; Viridiplantae; Streptophyta; Magnoliopsida; Lamiales; Orobanchaceae. The record is from the annotation of a GenBank genome assembly.
AUGCCUGUUUACCAAUGGCCCCUGUUUCUGUUUCUGUUUCUCCUACUUUCCCUUCUCUCAUCUUCUCUUGCCGUGAACCCACAAGGCCAGGCCCUUCUUGCUUGGAAAACCGGCCUCAACGGCCAAUUAGAGCCGCUGAGCAACUGGGACUCGACCGACGAGACCCCUUGUCGGUGGUUCGGCAUUCUCUGCGACUUUCAGAAUCGAGUCGUCGAGAUCAACUUGAAAGACGUUGAUUUACUCGGAACCUUGCCCGUUAACUUGACCUCUUUAAUCACCCUCAACAAGCUCGCCUUGUCGGGGACUAAUCUCUCAGGGGCAAUACCUCAAACACUUGGCCAACUCCGUGACCUCGUGCACUUGGAUUUAAGCGACAAUGCCUUAACCGGCGAAAUCCCGGGACCCAUCUGCCACUUGCCCAAGCUCGAGAAGCUCCAUCUCAACACAAACCGGCUCCAAGGCUCGAUCCCGCCCGAAAUCGGGAACUUAACCGGGUUGAUCGAGCUGACCCUGUUCGACAAUCAGCUGACCGGACAAAUCCCGGGCAGCAUAGGUAACCUGAAGCAGCUCCAGAUCAUCCGAGCCGGCGGGAACAAGAAUCUUGAAGGCCCUUUACCUGAAGAAAUCGGCAACUGCACGAACCUUGUCAUGCUGGGACUCGCCGAGACCGGCAUUUCCGGAUUCUUGCCGACAUCUUUGGGUCGGCUGAAAAAGCUCGAGACUUUGGCUGUUUACACCACGCUUAUCUCCGGCCAAAUCCCGCCUGAGAUUGGUGACUGCACGUCGUUGAGGAACAUUUACUUGUACGAGAACUCGAUCACUGGAUCUAUCCCGACUCGGUUGGGGAAUCUUCAGAACCUGGAGAAUCUCUUGCUGUGGCAGAACAAUCUUGUCGGUGUUAUCCCUCCCGAGCUCGGUUUUUGCCGGAAUCUUGCCGUGAUUGAUUUGUCGAUGAAUUCGUUAGUCGGGUCUAUACCCGAGUCUUUUGGGUACUUGAGCCAGCUACAGGAGCUGCAGAUGAGUGUUAAUCAGAUUUCAGGUCGGAUUCCAUCACAGCUCCGGAACUGUACGGGCCUAACGCAUAUCGAGCUCGAUAACAAUCAGCUCUCCGGCGGCAUCCCGUUCGAGUUCGGAAGCCUUUCGAAUCUAACUCUGUUGUUUUUGUGGCAAAAUCGGAUAGAGGGAAACAUACCGCCAUCUCUAUCCAACUGCCGUAAGCUCGAAGCAAUCGACGUGUCUCAAAAUUCACUCACCGGCACUAUACCGAGCGGCAUUUUCGAGCUGCAGAGCUUGAAUAAGCUUUUGCUGCUGUCUAACAAUCUUUCCGGCCCCAUACCCCCGGAAAUCGGGAACUGCUCCUCGUUGAUCCGUUUUCGGGCGAGCAAUAAUAAGCUGACUGGGAAUGUGCCGCCGGAUAUCGGAAGGUUGAAGAAUUUGAAUUUCUUUGAUCUCGGGUCAAACCGGUUAUCUGGGGUCAUACCGCCCGAGAUUUCCGGUUGCCGGAACCUCACUUUCCUCGACCUGCAUUCGAACUCGAUCACCGGAAGCUUGCCGGUGAGCUUGAAUCAGCUCGUUGCUCUUCAGUUUCUUGACGUCUCGGAAAAUCUUAUCGAGGGCUCAUUGAGUUCGGGCCUCGGCUCGUUGACUUCGCUGACGAAGCUCAUUCUUGGACAGAAUAAGCUCGCAGGCACGAUACCAGACGAGCUGGCCUCGUGUUCCAGGCUUCAGCUGCUCGAUUUAAGCAGCAACGAGUUCGAGGGCCGAAUUCCGACGAGUUUAGGCAAGAUUCCGGCUUUAGAAAUCUCCCUGAAUCUGAGCUGCAAUAAGUUAUCCGGCGGUAUCCCGAAAGAGCUCAGGGCCUUGGAUAGAUUAGGCGUGUUGGAUAUAUCUCACAAUCUCCUCUCCGGGGACCUACAUUACCUAGCUGGCCUCCAAAACUUAGUAGUCCUCAAUGUCUCACACAAUAAUUUCUCCGGCCGGGUCCCCGACACGUCGUUCUUCACGAAACUGCCGCUUAGUGUCCUCGCCGGAAACCCGGGCCUCUGCCUUUCUGGCAACAACUGCCCGUCUUCUGGCGACGGCUCAUCCACCGGCCGCCACCGGGCAGCUCGGGUGGCGAUGGUGGUGCUGCUCUGCACGGCGUGCGUUCUUAUGCUAACAGCCCUAUACAUAAUCCUCCGAGCCCGUCGGGCCCGUGAUUGCGAAAUCCCGGAUGAUAAUGACAUGGAUUUGUGUGGGCCGUGGGAAGUGACCGUUUACCAGAAGCUCGACCUGUCGAUUGGCGACGUGGCAAAGUGCCUGACAGCUGUCAACGCGAUCGGCCAGGGUCGGUCGGGAGUCGUGUACCGAGCCUCGAUCCCAUCCGGGCCCACCGUGGCUGUGAAGAGGUUUCGGGCCUCGGAGAAGCACUCGGCAGCCACAUUCUCGUCGGAGAUCGCCACCCUGGCACGAAUCCGGCACCGGAACAUCGUGAGGCUGCUCGGGUGGGCAGCCAACCGGAAAACGAAGUUGUUAAUGUACGAUUACAUGGCGAACGGGACUUUGGGUUCGUUGCUGCACGACGGGCUCGGAGAGCCGGUCGAGUGGGGGAUUCGGCUCAAGAUAGCAUUGGGCGUGGCAGAGGGUUUGGCCUACCUGCACCACGACUGUGUGCCGGCUAUCUUGCACCGUGACGUGAAAACGGAUAAUAUACUGUUGGGGGACCGUUACGAAGCGUGCUUGGCGGAUUUCGGGCUGGCAAGGUUCGUCGAGGAUGAGAACGGGCGGUGCUCGUUUUCGGGGUCCCCACAGUUUGCUGGGUCCUAUGGAUAUUUUGCUCCAGAGUAUUCUUCCAUGCUAAAAAUCACGGUGAAGAGCGAUGUCUACAGCUACGGAGUCGUGCUGCUCGAAAUCAUAACCGGGAAGAAGCCGGUGGACCCGUCUUUCCCCGAAGGCCACCACAUCAUCCAAUGGGCCCGCGACCACCUCAAGAGCAAGCGGGACCCCAUUGACAUCAUCGACCAGAAGCUCCAAGGCCACCCGGACACCCAAAUACAAGAGAUGCUCCAAGCGCUCGGGAUAGCCCUACUUUGCACGAGCAACCGGCCGGACGAUCGGCCCACCAUGAAAGACGUGGUGGCCCUACUAAAGGAAAUCAAGCACGAGCACACCUCGGGAGCGGAUCAAGGUCAUAAGCUAUCCAAGGGCUCGGAGGCCUCAUCUUAUUCUUCGUCAUCGGUCACCCCAGCUCAAUUGUUGCUUAUUCAAGGAUCAUCUAGUUGCUCCUCGACUUACUCCUCUUCCUCCACAAGUUACAAUCAAGGGAGACAAUGA